Messenger RNA from Quercus lobata, 4318 nucleotides. Its product is annotated as binding protein. Gene Ontology annotation, cellular component: condensin complex; condensed chromosome, centromeric region. Gene Ontology annotation, molecular function: histone binding. Bases 167 to 4234 code for a protein of 1355 amino acids. NCBI's taxonomy places the organism in Eukaryota, Viridiplantae, Streptophyta, Magnoliopsida, Fagales, Fagaceae. The transcript has 9 exons. Gene Ontology annotation, biological process: meiotic chromosome condensation; mitotic chromosome condensation. The record is from RefSeq and is a predicted model, not a curated record.
CGUAGCCAAACACAGUCGUAAAGAACCCCUUAAGCGGGAAUGCCAAAAUUCAAAUCUUUUCUGUGAAAAAAAAAUAAUAAUAAAUAAAAAAACCAAAAAAACCAAAAGCAGAUAACAAAAUCGUCACAUUGGUCACUGGCCUCAAGAUCUCCUCUGCUUCUCAUCCAUGGAGGAAGCCAUAUCUCGAAUUCUCGCAGAACUCGAAGAGAUCCGCCAUUUCUUCGAUAACCCCACAAAUCCAAACCCCCAAUACCUCUCUGAAUCCACUCUCUUAGACCUACAAACCCUUCUUCGCCGCGCCACCAAUUCCAAUGAUUCCGAACCCCUUGACAGUUUCUUCGAAGACCUGUCGUCGAAAUCCUUGUCUCCAACCCAUCUCGUCCUUCCUAUCUCCUCUACAAUGGACUUGGGUCCCACCCAUUUGUCCCUCUUGGCCUCUAAUGUCUACCUCUCUCUGCUUCUCUCACCAAACUCCCCUGUUUUCACUCUGUUCACUCCAAUGUCGUUUCUCUCUCUCCUUCGCUCUAUUCGCCGGUAUCUCAAGCCUCGGCCCCGGGGCACGUCUGAGACUGGUGAGGGCUCUCACAAUGUUGUGGCUAAUCGGAAGAGAAAGGGUGGCAGUGGUGGCCGAGGGCGAGGCAGGGGAUCUAGGAAUAAUGCGAAAAGUUUGGGUGUCGAUGAGGGUGAGUCUGAAGAGAGUGAAUUUGAUGUUGGGAAGUUGUUCACAGUGCUUGAAAAGUUGGAAUCAGUCAUGGGUUUGAUUCAUUUGGAUAGGUUUCCUGACAGUUUGAAGUCUUUGGUACAAACGGUUGUUGAGAUUCCGGUAAUGGCAGCUGAAGUGUGUGGCAAUUCUGUUAGUUAUAACAGAAUAACUGAUUUGUGUUCGCGGGUUUUGAGUGAGGUGUUGAGGCCUGAGCAUGGAGAGCAGGCGGAUACUGCUGCUGAAGUGUUGAAGUCUUUGUCACCGUUGAUUCUUAGGUCUAAAUCGUUGGCACGGACGUUUGGUUUGGAAUUUGUGAUGCAUAGGAUGAUGGGAGUAGCAAAAAGUUCAGAUGGAGUGAAGAAAGCAGUUGUGAAUCUUCCAAGGUACUUGGUGCAGAAGGCCCCGGAGAAGACUGAGCUGAGGGCUUUAGCUGUGGAGUCGAUCAUGGAGAUUGUUAAAGUGAUGGAAUUCAAUGAUCAAAUUGGGUUUGUGGAGUAUGUGUUGAAGAUGACACAAGGAAAGGCUAGCCUUAGGCUCUUGGGGGUUGAUCUUAUUUUGAUGCUCAUGAUGUCAUUGAAGGAUCCAUUGGGUGUGGAAUUGGAUGGUGAAGUGAAGAGUGAAUGGGGUUUGAGGUGUAUGGAGGCUUUGAUACAGCGUUGUUCGGAUACUAUUGGUGGAAUCCGUGCUCGUGCUUUGUCGAAUUUGGCACAGCUGGUAGGGUUUCUGGCUGGUGAAGAUAGGAGUCGGGACGUGUUGAAAGAAGUUAUGGGGUUUGGCAAUGUGGCAGAAGAGCGAAGAGUGGAAGCUGAUAUCAAUGGCCUUUUGAGAAAAAGGUGUAUGGAUGAGAAGGCAGCAGUGAGGAAGGCUACAUUUCUUCUGAUUACCAAGUUGACAGCCCUUCUAGGUGGUGCCUUUGAUGAAGUUGUGCUCAAGACCAUUGGCAUGGCUUGUUCCGAUCCUCUUGUUAGCAUAAGGAAAGCCGCGAUUUCAGCUCUUUCUGAGGCUUUCAGAAAAUUCUCAGAUGAAAGUGUUACUACUGAGUGGCUUCAUUCAGUUCCACGUUUAAUAACUGAUAAUGAAUCCAGUAUUCAAGAAGAGUGCGAGAACUUGUUUCUAGAAUUGGUACUGGACCGAAUAUCUGGAGCUGCUUCGACUGGUUUUUUUCAAAAUGGAUCUGUUUUAAGCGAUUCAUGUCUCAAAGCUAAAAGUUCAGAAAGAGAAAUGGAGUUUUUAUUUCCUGAAGGAGUGUUGGGUCUUUUGAGAGGAAUUUGUAAUGGGGAGGUGACACCUUGGGUAAAGAAAAUUUGUGCAAGCUUGGGUAAGAAGAAACGGCUUAAGCACAAAAUUGUUUUGGCACUUCAGAAUAUUAUUAAGACAUCUGAGUCUCUCUGGUUGAGGCAAUCUAUGCCGAUAGAGAAGUGGACAGCACCACCGGGUGCUUGGUUUCUUCUAUCUGAGGUGUCAGCAUAUCUUUCAAAAGCAGUGGACUGGGAGUUCCUCCAUCAUCAUUGGCAGCUCUUUGACAAGCAUGGAGUAAGAGGGGAGGUUAAAAUUCCACUUGCGCAAGGAGAUGCACAUGCAGAGGAAGAGGGUAUAGAAUCCAAUUCUGUUGCUUGGGCUGGGGAUCGUGUUUUCCUCUUGCAAACAAUCUCUAAUGUUUCUACGGAGCUGCCUCCAGAACCUGCAGCAGAUUUGGCUCAUAACUUGCUUAAACGAAUUGAAGAGUUCAACAUGCAUUCAACUGAGGUUAAUGCUCAUGUAAAAGCACUUAGGACAUUGUGCAAGCAGAAGGCUUCAAAUCCUGAGGAGGCUGAUUCACUUGUUAUAAGAUGGGUAGACCAGCUUCUCUCUAAAGCUUCUCACAUCUUAGAAAAGUAUGUUUUAGAGGUUUCAGAAGCAAAACAAGAUGGUCGCUUUUUUACCCCACCUAGUAGAAAGGGCAAGAAAGCAGCCAGGUUGUUAUCAAAAGCAGUCACAGCAGUUUAUACAAUUGGAUCUUUGGUUAUUGUUUGUCCGUCUGUUGAUGUGAGCGCCAUUACUCCGCUAUUACACACCAUAAUCACUUCAGGCAAUUCUGAUCCCAAAUUGAACAAAUUGCCAGGCCCUUCAGUUUCUCUAAAGCAAACGGCUCCUCCUUUAUACAUUCAAGCUUGGCUGACAAUGGGGAAGAUUUGCCUUGUUGAUGGAAAACUUGCAAAGAAUUAUAUUCCUCUUUUUGUACAGGAGCUUGAAAAGAGUGAUUGUGCUGCUCUACGCAACAAUCUUGUUGUAAUGAUGGCAGAUUUUUGCGUUCGGUAUACUGCUCUGGUUGAUUGUUAUAUAGCAAAGAUCACGAAGUGUCUUUGUGAUCCAUGUGAACUUGUGAGAAGGCAGACAUUUAUCUUGCUCUCAAGAUUAUUACAGAGAGACUAUGUGAAAUGGAGAGGAGUGCUAUUCCUCAGAUUUCUUUUCUCACUUGUUGACGAAUCAGAAAAGAUAAGACAACUCGCUGAUUACCUUUUUGGGAGUAUUUUAAAAGUGAAGGCACCUCUUCUUGCUUAUAACAGUUUUGUGGAAGCCAUUUUCAUUCUGAAUGAUUGUCAUGCCCACAAUGGUCAUACUGACUCUCAGGGCUCACGAGUGGAGAGCCGGCUUUUUUCCAUCAGGGGUAGUGAUGAGAAUUCGAGAUCUAAAAGAAUGCACAUUUAUGUUUCUUUGCUGAAACAAAUGGCUCCAGAGCACCUGUUGGCCACCUUUGCAAAGUUAUGUGCAGAGAUUCUUGCUGCAGCAUCCGAUGGUAUGCUUGAUACAGAAGAUAUUACUGGACAGUCUGUUCUGCAGGAUGCUUUCCAAAUUCUUGCCUGCAAAGAGAUACGCAUCCCAACCAACCGUGGAUCAUCAUCUGACUCAGCAGAAAUUGAUGAAGAAGGCGGAGAUAGUGGAGGAGGAUCCGCAGCUGCUGCUAGAGGAAGGGCUAUGACUCAAGCAGUCAGAAAGGGCCUUAUCCAAAAUACCAUCCCCAUCUUUAUAGAGCUGAAACGGCUAUUAGAAAGCAAGAAUAGCCCCCUCAUAGGCUCCCUCAUGGAAUGCCUUAGAAUCCUUCUCAAGGACUACAAGAAUGAGAUUGAUGACAUAUUGGUUGCCGAUAAGCAGCUUCAGAAAGAGCUCAUCUAUGACAUGCAAAAGUAUGAUUCAGCAAAGACAAAAUCAACAGCGACUGAGGCUGUUGCCAAAAUGCAAAAAUCAAGCAGCAAUAAAUCGCCUGAUGUUUCUAAGGUUGCUAGUGGAAAACAUGCACAUAAUAAGUUCACCAACAAGUCAAAUGGCAAUUCAAAAUUGGCUUCAGCAAUGGCGGAUGCAGCAGCUGCAGCCACAGCUCGUUCUGUGCUAAGGGAAGUCAACAAGGGGGCAUCUACACCGCCACUCAGUUCCUUAAGUGUGCCUAAGCUCAAGUCUUGUAAUGGUGCAAGUACUUCCCAAUGUGAUCGACCAUUAAAUGUAUUGAAAUCUUUGAGUAAGAGACAUUCUUUUGACUCCGAUGAAGAAAACUGAUGCCCUAUUGGUCUAAAGCUUCAUCUAUACUUCAAUGUAAAUAUACUAUUUUUUUUUUCAAAAAGGAAAGAUAACAUUUUUGUA